CGAGAACUGUCAUCAUUGUCAUCAUCGUGCGUGACAGAUGCGAGAAAAGGCAGAAAAGGACGCUGGAAAUGGAUUAGGUUGUUGCUCGUGUUUAUUUGGAAGCUUUUUCUUAGCAAAAAUUGCAUUAAUUUCGAAAUUAAAUCAUUGAAAAAAUGCCGCAGAUGAUUUUGCGCAUUAUAGUUUUUAUUUGCCUGACGCAACUGAUAGCUUGUGAUUUCGGUUGCCCAUCGAAAUGCGAAUGUACCGAAGGAACCGAUGGGUUGAAGGUACAAUGUCAGAGCCAAAUAUAUGAUUUGAAGGAAAUCGAAUUAGCGGAUUUCUCUGAGCAGUUGACCCACAUAGACCUUAGCAGGAAUAAAAUUUCCUCCUUGGAUGGCAAAAUUUUCCACAACAUGACACGUUUGAGAUCCCUAGAUCUAUCAAAUAACGCUAUUCGACGAAUAGAUUCUGGCGUACUAAGCAAUCUUGUAGGAAUGAAAAAGCUCAACCUUUCCCAAAACCAGAUCGUUUCCAUUGAACAAGGCGCAUUCGACAACUUGCCAAAUCUUAAAAUAUUAGAUCUUUCAUCCAAUCCAUUGGCGUGUAAUUGUGAUCUACUCUGGCUAGUGCCAUGGUCUGUAAACGCAUCCGUAAAGUUACAACCAGCUCCUAAAUGUGGCACCCCGUUUAAAAAUAUGCUGCUCAAGAAGCUCCGGGUAGGAGUGGAUUUACAUUGCGCCUCGGCAGGAGAAGCUCCAAUAUUGCAGUUGAUUCCUAGCGUUGACCAGGUAUUGUUCCAAGGCGAUCCAUUGCGACUUCGAUGUAGAGCACCUCGUUUGGCCGUGGGAAGUGUCAGGGACUCGGAGGACAUACACAUACGGUCGCACAUAUUUUGGGGUUGGUCAAGUACGAAAAGCACCGAGGACACUCUUCAAGAUAUUGUGUUUCAUGAGCCGCUAAAACUGUUUCCAUCGACUACAAUAAGCACGCGACCUCUUUCCGAUAUUGGAAUACUGGAUUCAACCCUAAUUAUACCUCAGGUAAAAGCUAACCACAGUGGUACGUGGGAUUGUCGACUGGUAACCAAUUCGGCGAGCUAUUCCAAAAGAAUUUCAGUAAUAGUUAUAUCGAAUGAAACGCGCUUUUGCCCGGAGACAUAUACUCACGGUAGCAAGGGGUCAUACUCUUGGCCCAAAACGAUCACCGGAAGAACUGUAUAUCUACCGUGUACAAAUGAUGCAGGCAUAAUUGCGUCCUAUGCAUAUUACACGUGUACAACAAACGGAACGUGGAACAAUUUAAACGCAUCUAGCUGCGCAUACGUAUUGGAAAGCACUCGCGUUUUGGAACAAUUCUCUAAAACUAAUCUCUCUGGGAAUAUUUUGGAAAGCGCACGAUAUUUGAGAAAUUAUUCAUAUUCCUUGCUGGCAAAACAUGUGAACGCGCUAGAUUUAGUGUACUUGACUCGCACCAUAGAAAAUUUUGCAAAGGAAACAGAUCACGAUAAAGAAUUAGGGUUUGUAUUGAUGGAUAUAUUCGCGCAACUUUUAAAGUUUAAUUCAAAUGCUGCUUCAUUUAUCGAAGCACAAAAAGAAGAUCGGUCAUGUAAGAAACUUUUUGAAUCAUUCAAAUCUAUCGUCCUUAACUUACCAGUAACAGUGUUGAACAAGGAGAAUAUACAGGUUGAACUGUUUGACAUUUCCUUCCAGGGAAGUACAAAUGGCUUCUCCUGUUCUGGUAUCAAUCAUAAUUCAAAAAUGAGUCCGCUCAAAUGUAGCAUAAUUUCAAAACUUCCGCAAUACACUUUCAACGAGAGAAACGUAGAGGUUUCACUAUUCACCUCGUUUUCAAAACCAUUCGUUAAUCAAUACGCAUCGACCCGCAUUAUGGUAUCGGUAUUCGAUAGCAGUUUGAUGUUUCCAAACUACGAUCCGGAAUAUCGAAUCACUUCCAAGGUGAUUUUACUAGAACCUAUUCAUAUAGGAUUGGACUUCUCUCAGAACACCACUGAGAAUACCGAUAUUAUUCUUGUGUUGAAAACUGCUCUUUAUCAUGAUGACAUUAGCAAACCUAUUCCAGUUAUUUGGGAUAAUCAGAUGAACGACGGCAUUGGUGGAUGGAGUAGGAAGUUUUGCUUUCAAAACCAUUUAUUUAACCGAGCACUCAUAUUCUCUUGCAAAAAAUUUGGCGUUUAUGCCAUUAUGCAGAACGUUAAAUUUCUCAACGAUUUCCUGGACAACGAAGAAGCCGGGGCGAGUUUUAGAUAUAGCGAAGUCGGAAUUUACGUUGGCAGUGUGGCUUUGUUUGUAGCGUGUUUUUUCAACAUUAUACUUUACACGACAUUUGCUUCGAAUAUUCGAAUGAAUGUACGUAAACGACAUUGUCUGAUCAAUCUCUGGUUGAGUUUGUCGGCCUUGGCAUUCCUGUAUGCGUUUGGGAUCCAUCUGACGGAGGAUUUCAAGGUUUGUGAAAUUGUGGGUUUAUUAAUGCACUAUUUUACCUUGGCCACCUUGCUUUGGUACACCACUCUUUUGUGUAACUUUUACAAAACUAUUUCCCGGCGGAGAACUACGACUCAGGAGCUCGACACCGUUGCCUCUUCCAUCGCUAGCACAAACGAAGCAACGAAAAAAAGUAAACCAUUGUUGGGUUUAUACUUGGUAGGAUAUGGAAUAUCUUUGCUAAUUGGAACAAUUGGAGCGGUUAAUCUUCAGGACUAUUCAUCGUAUAAUAUCUGUUUUAUUACGGAAACUCCUGCUCUUAAUUCGGUAAUUUUUCCGACGAUAAUACUCAUAACUUUCCUGGUUGUAUUGUUCCUGGCAGUAAUGUGUACCAUAAAAUCGAAGUACGUUUACACAAACAGCACUUCAUUUUCGGAAGUUACACGUGAUUGUCAGCAGCAGCCAAGCAGAGUGAAUCCAGCAACCACUGAAGGUAGUCUCUAUAUGGACAGUUGUUCAUUUUCAACUUGCAGCACCCGUGCUGAACAUAUAGAAUAUUUAUCACAAUUGAAAGUAAAUCUAGCUUUACUUGUAUUGAUUAUUUUAACAUGGUUAGCAGCUGCCACUACCUCAUAUAUGACUACUAGAAACAAAAGGCAACAUGAAAAACUAUUUAGCAUUAUAUACGGUACAUUAGCGUCUCUCCUUGCUUUAGCUAUACUUUACUUCUAUUGUUUCGCACGCAGUGAUUUUAAACUCAUGUGGCUAUCCAUCAGACAAUCAACAUUGCCCAAUCACAGUAGCAAUACCAAUACUGGCACAUUUUAUCAUUGCUCAAAAAACCCUACACGCAUUUAUAGUGAACUAAAUGCAGUUAAACCAGUCGGAACAGUUAUUCAAAGCGCCACUACGGUCUAUUACAAAAAAGAAACCAAUACCGCAUCGAUUUAUCAUGCGCCUCACGUUGAGGUAUUUUUCAAUGCCAAUCAAAGUAAUGUUGCACGGAAAUUCUUUCGCAAGCAAAAAAGGUUGGCUCGUCAGCGGAAUUUCGAUCUAGGUAAAACUGAAUCUUUCGGAAGGCCUGAUCAAUCCGACGAUUCUUCUCAGUUCUAUUUUAUACAGGCAGCUCAUACAGAGCCUGUCCCACAGAGAACCAAUAUGAAUGAACUUACUCUCCACAAGGAACAAAUACUUGCAAACAACAAAAUAUGCUACUAUCCUAAUUUACUUUCGGAUAGUUGCAAUGAAAGUGAUGCUCUUGUCGACAUAAACAGCACACUGAAUGUUCGCUUUAUAAAGCUGCCAAAUAACCCCGAAGUUGGUAAGGAUACUAACCUUUACACUAACAUACCGAAUAAAGAAGAGGAAAUAAACAAACUUGAUGAUACCUUGAUAAACAAUUUAAACGAAUGCAUACCGUGUCCUAUCUACGAAAAUAAUUUACAAUUUGCAACAGUUGAGCUCAACGUAAAUGCACAUACAAUAGUCCAUGAAGACACGAAUCAAUGUAGUUCAACCAAAACUAAAGAAUCAAGAAAAAAUAAAUCCAAAUCUUUAGAGUAUCUUUCUCAAUGUGCGCCGGAAAUAUUGCGGAGCAAAACAGAUCCGCGUUGUGUAUCGACUUCCACUUUUGGACACAUCAAUGGAGCUAAAACUCUUCCAAAAAAUAUUUUAAAUCGCACUCAUGACAGUGGUCCAUGUUUGCCUCCGCUUAGCAUGUGCGAACUGUCGGGAUCAUUACUAUCGACAAACUCAGAUCAAAACUUGCCCUACAACCCGGACAAUACUCCCAUCGCUGAACUGAAGUCCAGUGUAAACGAAUCGAAAGAUCUUUCAGAGCACACAGUUCAAGACGGUGCUCAUAGACACACGCUAUUUUGUAGUCCAACAAUGUUUAGUGAUUUCAAGUAUCAAAACUCUGAAGUGAGCCUUCGGAGUCAAGACUAUUAUGCGCCUCAACCAGAGAAAGACGAUCUCAAUUACAAUUUUAGUGAUAUAGACGAUGAUAGCUCAACCCACGGUAGUCAAACGUCGAUUGAUGAACUGUACGAAUUAAUUAAUGGCAAUUUUCCAAAUAUUCGACCAGCUGCAGAGACUGCGUCUGAAGAACGUUUGAUGUCAAGUGAAACUUUGGAUCGAACACCUAUUAAAAAUGGUCAUUUGUAUGCGAAUACCAUACCCAAGUUAUAACAUUAAUUAAAUACCCAGAUAAUGUUCUAGAACUAUGUGCCAAUUUUUCCGCGUUACAUGACGAAAUGCUAUUGUUUGGAUUUAAGAUACACAAUUAGU
Aedes aegypti (yellow fever mosquito) is the source of this 4709-nucleotide messenger RNA. It is a transcript of the gene Remo, whose product is annotated as adhesion G protein-coupled receptor A3. The transcript has 4 exons. Gene Ontology annotation, cellular component: plasma membrane. The coding region runs from base 153 to 4610 and encodes 1485 amino acids. The record is from RefSeq and is a predicted model, not a curated record. Gene Ontology annotation, molecular function: protein binding; G protein-coupled receptor activity. Lineage: Eukaryota; Metazoa; Arthropoda; Insecta; Diptera; Culicidae. Gene Ontology annotation, biological process: cell surface receptor signaling pathway.